Messenger RNA from Chelonoidis abingdonii (Abingdon island giant tortoise), 3333 nucleotides. RefSeq names its product C-C motif chemokine ligand 28 (gene CCL28). Gene Ontology annotation, cellular component: extracellular region. The record is from RefSeq and is a predicted model, not a curated record. NCBI's taxonomy places the organism in Eukaryota, Metazoa, Chordata, Testudines, Testudinidae. Gene Ontology annotation, biological process: immune response. Gene Ontology annotation, molecular function: chemokine activity.
AGUGUUGCUCUCUGUUCAUGCGAGAAGGACCAGGGAAGUGGGAGAGUGAAGGAAUAAGCUCUCUAACAGCAGGUGCAAUGUGAGAGAUAGGGAGGCUGUAGAUAUAGAGGAGACAAUCAUACUAGUCAAGACAGCAGAUGAUGAGUAAGCAGUCUGGUUGUGUGAAUAGAGAAUGUUUGUUACAAAUUUUAUGCAGGAAGGAACAUCAAAAUUUGAACACAGCUUGUCUGUGUCAAGGGAGAGGAAAGAAUGAAAGAUAGAUUUUAUGUUUUGACUUGAGUCAUUGGGAUGAUGGUAACUCAUUCAAGAGUGACAAAGAAUGGGAAGAGUGGACAUGGCUUUGAAAGAGAGAUCCCUUGCUUCAUUCAGUGCACAGGAUGGACUUACACUGGGGAUGAAUCAAGGUUGUGAGGAAGAGCUGCAGCAGUUGAAAGGAAUGGAUUUGAAGCUAGUCACUCUCUUUGCUGCUUUUGCAUUUGUGGUUGUCCAAACAUCUGAGGCUACUCUAUUUCUGGUAUCCUUUAACUGUUGCACGGAAGUAUCGCACCAUGUACCCAGAAGACUUCUAAGAAAAGUUCUAAAAUUUGAAAUCCAGAAAGAUGAUGGAGUGUGCAACAUACCAGCUGUGAUCCUUCAUGUAAAGCACAAGAAGUUAUGUGUAAGCUCCCAUAAUAAAACCGUUAAGAAAUGGAUGAAAAGGAGCAGAAUAAAAAAUCAUAGAAGAAAUGGAAAUCUUCAUUCUGAAGAAAAAGAACACCAAAAGGAAAAAUCAAAUUGUGGUGAAGCAGUAGCGUGCUGAAACAACCCCAGGAUGGAGUUACCUGUGAAUGCUGCAUUGUGUUCUCUGCAAUAGACAAAUGUUUGGUUAUGAGUUCACAUACAAUGACUGCUCAACAUUUUGCAAUUACAGCUUUAAAAAUAGUUUUCCAAAUGUCUAAAUUCCUAGAGUGAGCAGUGACAGAUGUCAGCUGUACACAUCCUUUACUACCUUUAAUAUGCAUCUUGAAAGGAUCUUGUUCUUUGGGAAUCAUCCUGGCCAGAUAAAGGCAAAAGUUGAUGCAUUAGGAAUGACAAUAUUUUCCUGGCCACAUCUUGUGCUUUUCACUCCGCUUCAUCCUCUGAUAUCUCUGUAUUUGUCAAUACUUCUAAUUUCUGACACCCUCUCCUGACUUGGCUUUCAUAUCCUUCUCACUCUCUGACUGCUGCUUUAACAACUCCUUAGGCAAUUUCUCCCCCUCUUCUGCUUAUCUCAGGGUCUUGCCUUUGGCACCCUCCUCUUCUUUAUACCUUAUCCUUCUCCGCUUGCACAGACUCAGCUAUGAUGUUUUUGCUGCUGGCUCACAAAUUGAUUUCUUCUCAUGUGACCUGCCUUCUGCUUCUCAGUUGUGUAUCUGACUGUUUUUCUGACAUAACAUUGUGGAUGGCCUGCCACCAGUUCAAGCUCAAGAUGCCAAAAAUGACCUCUCUUCCCCCCAUGUCAAGCUUUCUUUGGUUCUAAACUUUCUUCAUUUUUGCUGGCAAUACCAUUGUCCUCCCUGCUCCUCAGGCUCAAAAUUAUGGGGUCCAAGAUUCUGCUGCAAAGAUCACCUCCCCAGUUUCAUUACUCUUCCUGCCUACUGUACCAAACUUCUCAUCUUGGCCAUCACAGGCCUGCACCUCUUUGCCCCAGCCUACACCUUUGAUCUUGUUCCUUUUGUCUCACCUCAUCAUCUCAGUAUUGCCAGUGACACCAGCCUUGCUAGACAUGACACGUCCCUCCUUCCACUACCAUCUUUCCUGCUGCCUCCUAAUGCGUGGAGCAGCCUUCCAGACUUAAAUCAUCACGAGGGUUUUGAAUGAGGAGGAAGAGGACCUGAAGACUUACUACUUCCACACAGCCUAGAAAUACUAAGCCAUGUCAGUCACACACAAUCUUUCUGCCCCAACAUAACGUGAGAGAAGAAGUAAUGAGUGAAGGAAGGUAGAGAUUUAAAAUCAAAUAAGAGCCCUAUGCUUAUCAAGGUAUACCUAUAAUAACCCUAAAUUACCAUAAUGUGGUGUUAUAACUGUUUUCUCUAUUCUCCAGUUGUUUUUGUUCUCACUGCAGCAUAUCUAAAAUUAGACUGUUAGUUCCUUGAGGGAAGGGACUGGGUAAAGUACAUUGCAGUUAUUAUUAAUACAAACAACUAAAACUACUAACACAUGAUAAAGCAUGUAGGAUGGUAGAUACAAGAAGCAAGCAGGUCUCCCCAAAACAAAAUAAAAACGGCUAAAUAACAACCAAGCUCCUUCAGCUGCUGACAUGCACAAUGCUGGAAGAAACUGAUUCACAUCUGAAAUAGCAAUAGGUAAGAAAAAACUAAGGACUGGAUCCUCAAUUCAGUGCGGGGGGGUGGGGGCAGCGCGGAUGGUAGCUCUGGGCCACCUUUACUCUUCCUCCAGUCCUCUAGGACGAUGAGGGCUGAAUCCACCUCUGGCACAAUUUAGAGCAGCCAUAGCUCUCACCUACGCAUGCUAGAAAAUGUUCUACUGGCCCAGGAUUGUUCCCCAACCCUUGAUGCACCUGGAAAUGCUUCCCAUUGGAUACCUUCUACACCAAGGUGGGGGAGCAGGUGGAGCAAAGUUGGCAUAGUCAGCUUUACACCAGCUGAGAAUUCCACCAUGCUGGGGAAAUCCUCAGCUGUCUGAUUAAAGCCUUUGUACAACUGGAGAGGUGCCUCCAGAGGAUCUUUAUCAGAGGUGAGGAUCUGGUGCUUACAAACUUUGAGCUUUGUUUAUUGAGACAGAAGGAACAAAAAGUUCUGGCUUGGUGAACCUUUAGCCAGGGUACAAAUAGUCACCUGGGGCAAGUUUUGAAAGGUAUUUAGGUGCUUAAAAGAUGUAAAUAGGAGCCUAAUGGUCUUUUUUAAAAGUACAUAGAUGCCAAAAUACCAGUGAUUUUGAUGGGAGUUAGGAACCUAGUGGGCUUUUCAGAAUUGCCUAUCUGCAUCUUUAGGCACUUAACUACCUUUAGAAAUCUGACCCUUUUAAAUGGAGCCCACAACACAGACCGAGGCCAGGGAAAAUGCCUCAGCCACAGUAUGUACAUGAUUUGAAAAAGCUAUUUUUGCAGUAUGUUUUCAGCAUGUUCAGUAUAUGCUAAAUAUAAUAAAAAUACCACUUUGAGACCACCGAAUAUGGGAUAUGUUGUAAACAUGAAUGACAUAGCUAUAUAUGUUGUAAAUUAUAUUAUGUUAUACAGAUGUGAGCCUGAUGUAUGCAACAAAUCUGCUCUACAUCACAUUUUCCAUUGGUUGACUUGAAUAAAUAACUACAGGGCCAGCCUGAAGGAAGAUGGCAACCUGGGCAAAGCUG